Molecule: messenger RNA, 2069 nt
Organism: Paraphaeosphaeria sporulosa
Lineage: Eukaryota; Fungi; Ascomycota; Dothideomycetes; Pleosporales; Didymosphaeriaceae
Exons: 3
Coding region: 323-1705 (460 amino acids)
Molecular function (GO): chloride channel activity
Source: RefSeq, a predicted model, not a curated record
GGGAUUUUGUGCAGAUGGUUGCGCGAGCCAGAGCCACUGCGUCCAGUUUCAUGUGUCACCAUACACCUCCAACAACAAGUAAUUCCAACCACAAAUUCUGUUAAAUCGAUCUCUUACACUCAAGGUUUAACAGAGUCUUGCUUCAACAUCAACUUCCAUCUACGUGUUACUGGCCAAUUCCUCACAUUUCGACCUCAUGGCUCAAACCCGCAAUCUGCGAAGGCGCAGUGUUCGUCCCGGCUCGCAUGGCGGGUCCUCGGUCAUCUCUUCAUAUUUCGUAUGUUCAUAUGGGAUCUUCAGGCCAUCAGCUCACCAGCAAUAGAUGGGACCUCGAGAUAUCCGACGCCACUCCAAAUGGCCAAGAGCAUUGAGGAUGCACGGUAGUGUCGCUCCCAAGCUAGUAGCACCGCUGCUUGGCAUUGGAAUGUGGUCUGCUCUCAUUACGACCAUCUCUGAGAAGGUGCACACGAUAAACGUCCAUCCGAUCGUCAUAACAGUGCUUGGACUUGUUGUGGGACUUGCUCUCAACCUUCGGAGUCAGACAGCUUAUGAACGCUACAUGGAAGGUCGGCGUAUGUGGGCAAUGCUCGGUGCUUCAGCAACAUCACUUGCGCGACAUAUCUGGCUUCAUGUGAAAGAAGGGGAAGGGUCAAGGGCCAAGACUAUCCUUAUAUCCAAGACAGCCGCGCUGAACCUUAUCACUGGUUUUGUAAUCGCUCUCAAGCAUAAACUCCGGUUCGAACCCUACGCCACUUACGAUGAUUUGCAUCCGUUAAUUGCCCAUCUCGAUACUUUCGCAAUCAACGCCGGAGAACCAGAACCCCCGAGACGAGCCUUCUUGUGCAAGAAGGUGGGAUACUGGAUGGGCUUUCCAAUGGCCAGAUCGAACCCACGCAAACAGAUCAAGCGAGCCAAGCACCCGGUUGGAAACCUGCCCCUGGAGAUCCUCUCACACCUCUCGGCAUACCUGACGGAGCAGAUCGACAUGGGCACGUUCGAGCUGGGAAUUGCGCAGAACCAAAGCAUGAACGUCAUGAACGACUUGCACCACAUACUCGCGACAACUGAACGUGUUCAGACUACACCCUUGCCGCUUGCAUACUCAAUUACGAUCAGCCAGAUCACAUGGGUGUACCUCCUGACGCUCCCCUUCCAGCUCACCACCCUCACAGGAUGGCUGUGCAUACCCAUCACGAUCACUACGGCUUACAUCGUCCUCGGCAUCCUCUAUAUCGGUAACGAGCUGGAGAACCCGUUUGGCACCGAAGUCAAUAACCUCCCGCUGGAGAACUACUGCGAGCAGAUCGUGUCCGACGUCCACGUCAUCGCCGCCAUCUCGCCCGCCAUCAUGAAAGCCCAGAUCCACGCCCCGCAGUCCCAGCUGCUGUACCCGCUGAGCCUCGAGACGCGCGAGCUGUGGAGCUCCCGCUCCGAAGACGAGAUCCGCGUUGCGCUGACACAGCGCGCGGACCCCUCCAAAACUGACAUGUGGGAGCGUCUAAAUGACUGGAGAAACGAGGUUGGCCACGAUGAGGGACAGGGCAGCGCACAAAGUGAUACUGUCUGUGGGGACUGUGAGCAGGGACAGUGCCGGGGAGGCAACGAUGAGCAUUCGCCUGGCAAUGGCGGGAAUCAUCGGCCGAGUUGGCGUGGCUCGCGCAUCUGGGACCGCAGCUCGUUUAGCAAAGGUACCUUUUCUGCUUGAUUUGCGAGUCGAAGAGCGUUGACAUUUCUAGUCGGAUCAUCUGGUGACGGUUGCAAUGCUGGCAAUUCUGGUGGCUGGUAGAUCUCCGGGGGGAUUUCUCGCUUUGCUCCGUUGCUAAAGAGGCCCUGGUUGAGGGGGCCGAGGCAUUGGGCGGUGAGUCUUUUGGGAAAGCGCAAGGUGAGUUGUGUGCGGAGCAGAAGGCGAAGGUGGAGGGAAGACUCGAGUCGGGCACUCUGGAGGAAUUGAGCGGAUGUUACAGACCAAUACAAGACUGUGCUGCCCUCGUUGGAACGCAUUCACUAUACAACAUCGUCAUCUAGCCUUGUCACUCAAUGCGGUGGUUCAGAACGCGCUCAGUCUGUCU